GGUAAAGCUGAACUGAUUGAGUACCCAGCUAAAACGAAACUGGAACGAUUACGACAGGCGGCCGUACCGUUGGCCUAUCAGCCCGAAGUGGAUUCGGAAAGACUGUUCGAGAAUCUAAUCAUGGAUGGAUGGAAUAGGGUGGGCACUUCAUCGUCGCGAAAACCAAAUGGAGACAAACUGACUGAACAAGAUGAUCCCGGAUUGAGUUCCGAUGGGGCAGAGGUUCUCGAACCGCGUGGUCGAUUCUCGACUACCAGCCAAGAAGUGCCUAGCCGCGUGGAUCGAAUACGUCAGCGGUUGAAUCAGAUUAAGUUACCCGAUAUUCGACUCCGGCUUGGUCGGCGGCAAGCAUCCGUCACGACCGCUAACACCCCAGCCACUGCGAAUCUGACAGUGAACAGUGUGCCUAAAACCAACACAGACCGGCUGUCUUCCGCACAAACCCUAGUCCCACACGAUCCCGCCCGGCUAGUACACGAGCAACAACAUCCAUCUGCAGCGCCCGUACAGGCCAAAAGUAACAGCCAAAGCGAAUCGAAUCGAUUAUUGCAGGGACUGACCCGGUUUGUGCAACGGCCUCUUGCUGGUGCCACGCCCUCUGUGGACCACGGACCGAUCGAACCGGCCUCGUGUGACAGGCACUCUGAUCAGGCUCAAUCCGAUUCAUCGACUUGUUCCGACGAUGGACCGCGAUGCAUCGGAUCCAUGGCCGCUUCACACUCUCCGGAUGAGACGAAAGUGACAAAUAAACCUCCUGAAGCCCCGACUCUGUCGGACUGGAGUCAUAGCGAAAAUGAGUUGGCAACCGGGGAAGAGUCUGACCGUGAUCGGGGCUACGCGGACGAUGAAGAUGAUAGCGAGGACGCUGUGGAUGAAGAGGAAGAGGAGGUGGAGGAGGAUGAGGAGGAGGACGACGAAGAUGAUGACGACGAAGCAGAAAGAGACAAUUCAGACGAUGAUGAACGACUCGUGAUGGUGAAAAAGGCUAAUCUUCCGCCAAGUACCGGGAAACCAUCCAUCACUGUGUCACAAGCAAAGCAGCUGCGUGUGCUACACCAAAGAAGUCUUUCAGAGGUUUACACAAUUCAACCAGUGGAUGAACAAUUACCGAUUGAUGCCGAAACCAGGUUGUCCAAAUUUGGUGACGCAAUGAGUUCCGUAUCGGGCAAGAUAGUACGACUUAACAGAACCAAUCACUCACCUCGUCUGGCCAGAAAGAUUCAGGAUGCACGAGUCGGCAUUGGACCAAAGAAUAUAUAA
Messenger RNA from Echinostoma caproni, 1260 nucleotides. The record is from the annotation of a GenBank genome assembly. Lineage: Eukaryota; Metazoa; Platyhelminthes; Trematoda; Plagiorchiida; Echinostomatidae.